AUGGAGUCAGAGAAAGAUUUAUCACCAUUUGGACAGGUUCCAAAACAUACAGCCAGAUCUAGGCUUAAUAGAAUCAAAAUUAUCGUCGUAUCUAUCCUUGCUCUAACCACUGUAUUAUUCAGUUUCUCAUCAGUUAUAUCUAGCAACAUUCAAACUUCACUUAAACAACAUGGUGAUAAUUUUGAAGCUUUUCAAAGUCAAUUGUCCGAUAUAUUUCGUUUAGCCCCUUCUAAUCCAGAUGGGUUAUGCCCAAUUCCAAAGAAAGUAAACCCCCUUCCUUAUCUUUAUAAUAAUCAAACCUUACAUAAAAUCUUACAUGAUAAGGAUUUUCAACUUCAAUCUCGAGAAAAAAUCAUUGGUGCAGUCAAGAUCCCUACUGAAGUAUAUGAUAAUAUGAUUAAUCCAAAUGGAGCUGAAACUCAUGAAGAAUUAUAUAAAUUAGAACCAUUAUGGGAAAAUUUUGAAAAAUUACAUCAUUAUUUUGAACAAACUUUCCCCUUGGUCCAUAAACAUUUAAAAGUGGAUAAAGUGAAUAAAUUCGCUUUGGUAUUCACUUGGGAAGGUACUGCUGAUAAGAAACCCAUCUUACUUACUGCUCAUCAAGAUGUGGUUCCAGUCCAGAAAGAAACUAUUGAUUUAUGGACCUAUCCUCCUUUUGAAGGUGGGUAUGAUGGGAAAUUCUUAUAUGGAAGAGGUGUAUCUGAUUGUAAGAAUUUAUUAGUGGGAUUAUUAGAAACGAUUGAAUUGUUAUUGAGUGAAGGUGAAUUCAAGCCUGAAAGAACUAUCAUCUUAGGAUUUGGAUAUGAUGAAGAAUCAGAUGGAACUGGUGCUGGUGAAAUUUCAAAAUUCUUACAAAAUAAAUAUGGUACUCAAUCAUUAGUCCAAAUAAUCGAUGAAGGUACCACAGGAUUCACUGAAGUUGAAGGUUUAAAAGUUAUCUUACCAUCAACCUCUGAAAAGGGGUACUUGGAUGCUGUGAUUGAAUUAUACACUCCAGGAGGUCAUUCAUCUGUACCUCCAGAUCAUACAUCAAUUGGUAUCUUAGCCCAAUUGAUAAAUAAAAUCGAAGAUGUUCAAUUCGAUAGUAUUAUAACUAAUGCUAAUCCAUUAUUACAACAUUUACAAUGUAUAGCUGAACAUUCAGAUUCGAUUGAUAUUGAUAUUAAAAAGAGUAUUUUGAAAGCUCAUUUAGAUCAAAGUUCAAAUUCUAAAGUUAUGGAUUAUAUUACUAAUCAAUUACAUUCAAAGUAUCUUAUCACCACCUCACAAGCCAUUGAUAUCAUUUCAGGAGGAGUGAAAUCAAACGCCUUACCUGAACAUGUUAGUGUCUUAGUUAAUCAUAGAAUUGCAGUUGAAGAAAGUGUCAAAACUGUCACUGAUAAGCUUAUUGGACAAAUUGAAGAAGUAGCUACCAAAUUCGAUUUAGGAAUAAUCUUUGAUAAUAAAGAAAUUAAAAAACCUACUAUCAAUGGAUAUUUCAACUUCACUCCAACCAUGGCAUUAGAACCAUCACCGGUCACUCCAGCUUCAGGUGGUAGUUGGGAUAUCUUUACCGGUUCAUUAAGAUACUUGUAUGAAGAUUUAGUAGGUUCAUCGAAUGAAACCAUCAUAGCAUCUCCAUAUGUAGAAGGAGGUAAUACUGAUACCAAAUCGUAUUGGGAUUUAACUCCUAAUAUCUUUAGAUACGAGCCAGGUAUUCAUUUCAGUGGUGGACAUGCUCAUUCAGUAGAUGAAAGACUUAUCUUAGACUCUCACUAUUAUAUCAUAGCAUUUUAUUAUUAUUAUUUACAAGUUACAGAUACCUUAACUGAUGAAUUCUUUGCCACUUAG
Scheffersomyces coipomensis is the source of this 1830-nucleotide messenger RNA. RefSeq lists its product as uncharacterized. The transcript has a single exon. Gene Ontology annotation, cellular component: fungal-type vacuole lumen. The record is from RefSeq and is a predicted model, not a curated record. NCBI's taxonomy places the organism in Eukaryota, Fungi, Ascomycota, Pichiomycetes, Serinales, Debaryomycetaceae. Gene Ontology annotation, molecular function: metallocarboxypeptidase activity. The coding region runs from base 1 to 1830 and encodes 609 amino acids.